Messenger RNA from Cotesia glomerata, 2966 nucleotides. It is a transcript of the gene tau, whose product is annotated as nascent polypeptide-associated complex subunit alpha, muscle-specific form-like. Gene Ontology annotation, molecular function: microtubule binding. Bases 79 to 2901 code for a protein of 940 amino acids. Gene Ontology annotation, biological process: neuron projection development; microtubule cytoskeleton organization. Gene Ontology annotation, cellular component: neuron projection. The transcript is spliced from 9 exons. The record is from RefSeq and is a predicted model, not a curated record. Lineage: Eukaryota; Metazoa; Arthropoda; Insecta; Hymenoptera; Braconidae.
GUCAAUGCCGGGCAAGUCAAGUCAGCGGUCAAGGAAAAUCAAUUUAUAAGUUUGUAGUAAAGUUCUUGUUGGUAAAUUAUGGACGAUCAGCCGGCCAGGGGACCACCGCUUCAAAAUCAACAAAGACCAGCGUCACUUUCACCGCGAUUCCCGUCAAACGAAAGCGGACCUCGUCUAGGCCAGCCUCCACCGAGUCUCCACAGACUAGACAGCCGCAGUUCUUUAUCACCACAAUUUCCACCUCGACAAUUUCCACCACGGCCUCAAAAUCCGCCUAGUAAUUUUCCACGUCCUCCUCCCGGAGUUCCAGGCCGAUUUCUUCCUCCAGGUUCCAUCAGACCCUAUCCAGCUCAGCGAGCUCCUUUCAAUCCUCAAGUACAAGCUUCGAGCCAAAUCCGCCAGAGGCCGCCACUAGAAUCUUCCAACUUGCGCUUCGCUCCGCCACGAAUAGUGACCAAUAAUGAAGGCUUAAAGACACCGAGAGACAAAAUGGAGGACGAUAAGAGACCUAUGUCUCGCGCUGAAGAGGAUGACGAUGACGAUGACGUCGUUAUGGACGAUAAGGAGUCUGUUGGGUCUGCUAAGGACAAUUUGAGCCUAUCGGAAUCUUUUGUCUCCAAAAAUGAAGGUCUUAAUCCUGGAACUAAGCCUUCAACUCCUGUUCCAAGCCCUAGUCCUAAAGCUUUAAGCCCUGUUCCAAAUCCUAGUUCAAUUCAAAAGACUCCAACAUCAACAGCAAGUCCUAGUCCAGCUCCUAAGACUCCUACACCAACAGCAAGUCCAAAAACUGAACCUCCAAGUCCAAAAAUAGGAACUCCAGUACAGAGUUCUAGUCCAAAAGCUACUACUCCGGUUAAAACUCCAAGUCCUAAGGCUACUACACCGGUACCUCCUAGUCCUAAAGCUGCAACUCCAGUUCCUAAAGCUCCAACACCUGUUCCAAGUCCUAGUCCUAAAGCUGAGACUCCAAUACAGAGCCCAGGUCCAAAAAAUCCAAUAGCAAGUCCAAAAGAUUCAAUAGCAAGUCCAAAAAUAGGUACUCCAGUACAGAGUCCUAGUCCUAGUCCAAAAGCUAUUACUCCUGUUCCAAAUCCUAGCCCUAGUCCUAAAGCUACUACACCAGUACCUCCUAGUCCAAAAGCAGUGACUCCUGAUCUAAAAACUCCAACACCAGUAGCAACUCCUGGUCCAAAAACUCCUUCAGCACCAAGUCCUAGUCCAAAAUCAAUAACUCCAAGUCCUAGUCCAAUUCCAGGAUCAGAAGACUUGAAAAGCGAUCAAGAAGAGCAAUCUAGAGCUUCGUCUAGGUUGACUAAAUCUCCUACCAAGUCUCCAAACUUAUUAGAGCCAGGAUCUAGGUCUGUUACUCCAAGCCCUGAGAUCAAAGGAUUUGACAACGGAAAGCCUAGACCACUUACUCCUUCAGUUUCUGCUAGUCCUUCACCAAAACCUCCAGAGUCUCCGGUUCUAUCGUCACCUGGUUCUAAGACACCUAAUACUCCUGUGGCGGCUUCUCCGAAGCCGCCAGCUACACCGAAAACUCCCGGAACUCCUAAAGAGGAAAAGAAAAAGACUACUUUUGCGGAAGAUACUAUAGAUGAUGAAGAAAAUAGUGGAAAGGCUACGAGAGCUGGAACUCCAGCUGUUGUCGACAAGCCUGAUCCUCCUGAUGCUAAAUCUAUGAAGCGGUCUGCUUCUGGACGGUCUAUCAAAUCAGAAGCUGCAAGCGAAAAUGGAGCUACGGGAAAUGGACAACCGUCGACGAAUGGAGUAGCAGUCUCGCCGACGAAAAAAGCACCGACAAAACCAAAAACUGUUGGCUCGCCUAUUAAAUCACCGAGUAAAUCUAUCAAGUCGCUACCGAGGACUCCGGAAGCUGGACCUCCGUCGACUACCGAGAAAAAAAAAGUACCGAUGAACAAAGUUCAAGUCGGCGCAGCACCCUCGCCAAACCUGAAAACAGUUCGUUCAAAAAUAGGGUCUCUGGAUAACGCGAGCUACAGACCUGGAGGAGGUAAAAUAAAAAUUGAGAACAGAAAGUUGGACUUUAGCAACGCCCAGCCGAAAAUUGCCGCUAAAAAUGAUAAAUAUAUGCCGAGUGGAGGCGACAAAAAGAUAACUCAAGUGAAACUACAGUGGAACGCUAAACCAAAAGUCGGAUCACUCGAUAACGCGACUUACAAGCCCGGCGGCGGUGAUAAGAAAAUAGAAACUAUCAAAGUUGACUUCAAAGACAAAGCCAAGCCGAAAGUCGGCUCCAAAGAUAACGCUAAGCACGUUCCAGGUGGCGGGACUGUCAAGUCGGGUGCGACGACGCCCAAGACACCCCAGGAGUUUUCCGACAAUAUCGAGACACAGAAGAUCGAUAUCAAAGCGGAGAGCAAAAUCGGCUCGAUGGAUAAUAUGAAACAUAAACCAGGAGGCGGUGAUAAGAAAAUCUUCGAUGACAAAGAUUACUUACGGCAAAUGGGGGGUGCUUCUAAUGCACAGAGUGUCAACGGUAGUGGUACUCAGGAAAAAGAUCCGAAUCCACCGCCAUCAACGCCAACAAGAAUUCGUCCAACGUCAAUAACCCCAAUGACACCUGAAGCCUUACGAACAAGUCUGAUCGCCAAGACACCAGAAACAUCUACUGAGCCUCCAACAGUCCGCGCGUUGACGGCGACUUUAUCUAAACCAGCGAUCCAGACUCCACGAAUGGCUCCAAAGUCGCCUAAAUCACGGCCUCCAAGCUUAGACUUGUCCAACUCCAGCUCUAGCAGCUCACGAAAAUCAUCUCCGACUGUCCAUUUUCCUUCUAUAGCUCAAGCCUUGCCAGAUGUCCUGCCGGAGCAGCGAGAGCCUGUCAAGUUUCCUAAGCUAGAACCUCACACUCUUACCAAUCGUGCGAGACUUGCUUAAUUGCUAAAUAAAUAAUAAUAAUUUAUUGUUAAGGCCACGAUUUUUGGCUUUUAGGAAUUAUACUG